GGCCCGGAAAUACCACAAUCUUGCGAGUCACGCGCAGUGACAAGACAAGAGUGACUCCAUUCUCGGGCGCACAGCUACACUGACGGGCUAGACAACUGGAGAACGCAGAGUGUAGCGACCCUGCAACGUUUACAGGAGCGUGAACUGCAUUUGGGAGCAGCCGACAGAGACACGGAGUUCCAGUGAAGUAGAGCCUCGCAGACGGAACAAAAAGGAAGCGAGAUGGCCGCAUUUACGGUGACGGUGCGCGACUUCCCCGACCUCAAAGACCGCACGCGCAUCAUCCUUGAACAGCGGCCUCCCGAAGGGUCGCAGUGCCUGCGCUGCGGCGACCUCACAGGACUGGCGUGGCGGGCCGUGUGCGGUCACAGCUUUUGUAACGACUGCAAGGACGCCCUCUCGCGGGCGCACGUACUCACUUGCCCCGUGCACUUCGUGAAGACGCCUAAAGCCAUGCUCAAGCGGACGGACCAAGGUCUUCAGGAGACCAAGGAAUGUCAAGCAGGCUGUGCGUGGAACGGAUGCACCGAGUCGGGAAGCCUGCAGUCCAUCCUGAAACAUUGUGAAAAUUGCCCGAAGAAGCCUCGGAUGCGGCGGAACUACUCUUGGCAAUGCUUUGAAGAGGAGCUGGAGGAUAAUCUUCACUGUGGGCUUGUGAAGAUCAUCAAACCACCCUCUCCGUCGUCGUCUAAGAUUGAGGUGUCACAUCCCCUGGAAUUUCCUGUAGUGCAUCAGUGCCCCACCUUAUAGCCUCCCAGUCAACUUCCACUUAUUAUGUCCACCAUUACGUGCUCACUGCUUGCCCUUUCUGCUAUGCGUACACCAGUACCUAAGCUCCUUUUUGAACGAAGUGCUAGCAGCCUUCGAUAUUUUGCGGAAGAGCGAUGUGUGCUACGUGAUAGGUCACACGCUUUUACGCUCCGCAUUCUGCGUAUUCGCUUCUGUUUGCGCGUUGGUUUUGAACUCCCUCAGUGCUAACUUGACCUGAUGACACAAAAAAACUUGAGCGAGAGCACGCAGUAAGUAAAACGGUUUGGUGACGGACAAUUGCAGAGAUUGCAGAGACAUUUCUGCAGUUUCAGCACAAUGCAGAUUUGGAUGCUUUUAUCCGACUUUAUUUUAUUCCCGUGUGCCUAUUGGCAAAUCCUCCCAAAUAAAAAGAAAAUAUUAGACGUUAAAAAUUAAGAUUCCAUCAAAUGUACUCGUUUUUGCAUGAUCACGAAUUAUAGUCUACGUAACUAAUGUUCUGGAAUACUUAUUAUCACAGUGUCGUGACAAAUUGGCCAAAUCCACCACAGCCUCUCAUCACGAUCGUCAUUGCGAUAAUUUUUCGACGCCAUCUUCAUACGCUCAGCGCUUCCUUCAGCACCGUGGCAAACGCGUGUUGCUCCUGCCGAUCGCUGUGCUUAUCAUACAGAUUUUUAUUGAUAAU
Molecule: messenger RNA, 1432 nt
Organism: Dermacentor silvarum
Lineage: Eukaryota; Metazoa; Arthropoda; Arachnida; Ixodida; Ixodidae
Exons: 6
Coding region: 223-750 (175 amino acids)
Source: RefSeq, a predicted model, not a curated record